This is a messenger RNA of Trichosporon asahii var. asahii CBS 2479, 1428 nucleotides long. RefSeq lists its product as uncharacterized. The transcript is spliced from 3 exons. Bases 1 to 1428 code for a protein of 475 amino acids. Gene Ontology annotation, cellular component: membrane; endomembrane system. Gene Ontology annotation, molecular function: calcium:proton antiporter activity. The record is from RefSeq and is a predicted model, not a curated record. Gene Ontology annotation, biological process: intracellular calcium ion homeostasis; calcium ion transmembrane transport. NCBI's taxonomy places the organism in Eukaryota, Fungi, Basidiomycota, Tremellomycetes, Trichosporonales, Trichosporonaceae.
AUGGCUGUCGCCUCGAUCUCUGCCCAGAGUUCCAUCGGAAUGGGUGCCGUCAUCAACGCCACUUUCGGUUCCAUCAUCGAGAUCGUGCUGUACGCCAUCGCCUUGACUCAGGGCAAGGGCCGCCUCGUCGAAGGUUCCAUCGUUGGCUCGCUCCUCGCUGGUGUGCUCCUGAUGCCGGGCAUGUCCAUGAUCUCGGGUGCCUUUAAGCGCAAGACCCAGAAGUUCAACGCUAAGAGCGCUGGUGUCACGUCCACCAUGCUGAUCAUGGCGAUCAUUGGCACGCUGACCCCGACCAUGUUCUACCAGACGUACGGAUCUUUCCAGAUCCACUGCGAAGGAUGCGCCGAGCCCGACAACGGGAACAAGACGACGUCGGCUGCUCCCAACCUGGCCAAGCCAUUCGACAAGUCCUGGGAGUGCGAUCGGUGCUACUAUACUCACCCGGAGCCGACGACGGACCCCUUCUACCAGUCCCAGGUCAAGACCCUCAUGUACGCCUGCGCGUUCAUCCUGCUUCUCAUCUGGCAAAACCCUCAGCAGGUCAUGGUCAAGGAGGACCUUCCUCACCAGCACCGCGCUGCUCUGGCGCGCAUCACUCCUGCUGCGGUCAUGAACCCCAUCCUGCCUGUCAGCAAGCCGCCUUCCAUCAAAGACCGCCGCACGUCGGACGCUCGCCCCACCCCUUCUCCGCGCCGUGGCAACCUCUCGCCCCGCUCGCUGUCGCCACACGCCACACCGACUCCUGCCAACCCCUUCCCGUCUCAGCAGUUCCACCAGCCGCCGCCGCCGCCAUCUUCGCUUCAGCCCCAUGGUCAGCACACCCAGCACAACCAGCAUGACCCGCACCAGAACCAACAGCCGGUUGAUGUCUCUGCCGAGAACGGCUUCCCGCCCAGAACUGGCUACACUCCGUUCCUGCAGUCUAUUCAGCAAAAGUCGGGUGGCAUGAUUGACAAUAUGCCGCCGCUUCCGGCUACGCUGACCAGCGAGGACGUCCGCACUGCUCUGCACACGCUCGCGACCGUUACUGCCCUGCAUGACCGCAAGAAGCCUGAGGAGGAAGAGGAGUCGCAUGGUGGCCAUGAGGCGCCGUCCUGGACCCGUUUCACGAGUGCCGCCGUCCUGCUCGCCUGUACUCUUCUCUACGCCGGUAUUGCCGAAAUCCUGGUCGACGUCGUUGAUGUUGUCCUGAAGGGCAGCGGUGUCGACGAGAAGUUCCUCGGCCUGACGCUGUUCGCGCUCGUGCCCAACACGACCGAGUUUAUGAACGCCAUCUCGUUCGCGAUGAACGGCAACAUCUCGCUCAGUAUGGAGAUCGGUUCGGCGUAUGCCCUGCAGGUCUGUUUGCUCCAGAUCCCCGCCAUGGUUGCCUUUAGUGCGGUGUACAACCCGUCCAAGGUGGGCGACGACGUUGAUACCUUCACGUAA